AUGUCUAGUUUUGAUAUUGCAACUAUUUUUGAUAAGAAAAAUAAAGCAUUACCCAAACCCUUUAAUAUUUGUUCAGGUUUUGAUAUGAAAUAUGUGAAAUUGUAUAUUCUAAAAUAUAUCAGAUCUUAUGAAAAUAAACUUAACCAAGUAUUUGAUAAUGAAAGAUU
This is a messenger RNA of Racocetra fulgida, 167 nucleotides long. Lineage: Eukaryota; Fungi; Glomeromycota; Glomeromycetes; Diversisporales; Gigasporaceae. The record is from the annotation of a GenBank genome assembly.